Molecule: messenger RNA, 2630 nt
Organism: Mangifera indica (mango)
Lineage: Eukaryota; Viridiplantae; Streptophyta; Magnoliopsida; Sapindales; Anacardiaceae
Product: cation/H(+) antiporter 15-like
Exons: 3
Coding region: 1-2406 (801 amino acids)
Biological process (GO): proton transmembrane transport; regulation of pH
Cellular component (GO): endomembrane system; membrane
Molecular function (GO): antiporter activity
Source: RefSeq, a predicted model, not a curated record
AUGAAGCAAGAAAUUUCAACUACGAAUAAAGCGGAUGAAACAAUAGUGUGUUAUGUUCCAAAUAUGAUUACCACUAAUGGAGUUUGGCAGGGGGAUAAUCCUUUGGAUUUCUCUCUCCCACUCUUCAUUUUGCAGUUGACAAUGGUGAUCGUCACCACGCGCCUCCUCGUUUUCAUUUUGAAACCCCUUCGUCAGCCUCGUGUGAUCUCGGAGAUUGUUGGAGGAAUAAUAUUGGGGCCAUCAUUACUUGGAAGUAAUCCUGCAUUUGCCGACGCAGUCUUCCCUUUAAGAGGUGUAAUGCUGCUUGAGACAAUGGCAAAUGUUGGCCUUCUUUACUUUCUCUUCCUGGUUGGUGUGGAGAUGGACAUAUCUGUAAUUCGUCGCACCGGUAAAAAGUCAUUGGCCUUGGCUGCCGCUGGCAUGAUCUUGCCUUUCCUUAUUGGCGGUGGCUUCUCAUUCCUCAUACACAAAAAAUCACAACACAUGAGUGAAGGAACUUUCAUACUUUUCCUUGGAGUUGUCCUCUCUGUCACUGCUUUCCCCGUUCUUGCUAGAAUCCUUGCAGAGCUCAAACUUAUUAACACAGAGCUUGGCAGGAUUGCCCUGUCUUCAGCUCUUCUCAACGACAUGUGUGCUUGGAUUCUCUUAGCUUUCGCUAUUGCCUUCGGCGACAACAAUAAAACUCCCUUGUCUUCCCUCUGGGUGAUACUCUCCGGUGUAGCUUUUGUUAUCUUCUGCAUUUUUAUUGUCCGGCCUGGAAUUUUCUGGAUGAUUCAGAGAACCCCGGAGGGCGAAACGUUCAGUGAAUUCUAUAUUUGUGUCAUUCUCACUGGGGUUAUGAUAGCAGGUUUCAUCACAGAUGCCAUUGGGAUACAUUCUGUUUUUGGAGCUUUUGUAUUUGGGUUGGUGAUUCCCAAUGGACCACUAGGACUUACUCUCAUAGAAAAGCUCGAGGACUUCGUCUCAGGGCUUCUUCUUCCUCUUUUCUUCGCUAUCAGCGGACUCAAGACUGAUGUUAGAGCCAUCAAAGGAACUUUCACCUGGGGUAUUCUAUUGCUUGUAAUCAUUCUAGCUUGUGCUGGAAAAAUUGCUGGUACUCUGGUUGUUGCAAUGUUUUACCAGAUGCCAGUCCGUGAAGGAGUUACUCUUGGCCUGCUCAUGAACACAAAAGGAUUAGUUGAAAUGAUUGUCCUCAAUGUUGGGAAGGACCAGCAGGUCUUAGACGAUGAGUCAUUUGCGAUGAUGGUUAUUAUAACUGUGAUUAUGACAGCAAUAAUCACACCUAUUGUAACAACAAUUUACAAGCCAGCAAGGAGAUUCUUACCUUACAAACAGCGAACAAUCCAAAGCUCGAAAACAGAUUCAGAAUUAAGGCUGCUGGUGUGUAUUCAUACGCCACGAAAUGUCCCAACAAUGAUCAACCUUCUUGAAGCAUCGCACCCCACAAAAAGUUCCCCAAUAUGUGUCUACGUGCUUCAUCUUGUUGAACUUACUGGCCGUGCAUCUGCCAUGCUAAUAGUGCACAACACUAGGAAAUCCGGUAGACCAGCCCUCAACCGAACACAAGCUCAAUCGGACCAUAUAAUCAAUGCCUUCGAAAACUAUGAGCAGCAUGCAGGUUCUGUCUCUGUUCAGCCAUUAACUGCCAUUUCCCCUUACUCCACCAUGCAUGAAGAUAUCUGCAACUUGGCAGAGGACAAACGUGUAGCCCUCAUAAUCAUCCCAUUCCACAAACACCAAACAGUUGAUGGAGGAAUGGAAGCUACUAACCCAGCAUUUCGUAUGGUCAACCAGAAUCUACAAGCAAAUGCACCUUGCUCGGUUGGGAUUCUUGUUGACAGAGGCUUAAACGGGUCUACACGGUUAGCUGCAGGUCAAGUGUCUCAUCACAUUGCCGUGCUCUACUUUGGCGGCCCAGAUGACAGAGAGGCACUCGCAUAUGCAUGGAGAAUGUCGGAGCAUCCAGGAAUUAGUCUCACUGUGAUGAGAUUUGUUCCCGGAGGGGAUGCAAUUGAUCCAGCAACACACCCUACUUCUGAUCCAAUAGACAAUGACAAGGAAAAACAGCCUGAUGAAGAGUUUAUAAAUGACUUCAGGAUGAAGACUGUCAGUGACGAAUCAAUUGUUUAUAGUGAGAAGGUGGCAAACAAUGGGGAGGAGACGGUGGCAGCAAUAAGAGCAAUGGACACAGCCCACGACUUGUUCAUAGUGGGGAGAGGACAAGGAAUGAGCUCACCAUUAACGGCUGGCCUUACUGACUGGAGUGAGUGUCCAGAGCUUGGUGCUAUUGGGGAUUUGCUAGCAUCAUCUGAUUUUGCAGCAACAGUCUCUGUUCUGGUUGUGCAACAGUAUGUUGGAAAUGAGGGCAUUGGAACACCCGACACCCCGGGUCAUGCAGACGAUUAAUACGCUAAUGUAGAGCUCACAAGUCAACAACACCCAACAAGCAAACAAUGUUUAACGGACCACAUGAACUGAUGACUUUCAUGCAAAUUCAAAGGAAAAUACUCCAACAAAAACUUAAAGCCUGGAAAGUUAUCAGUUCUCUGUUAUCCAAGUGUACACUGCCUAAGAAAAAGUUGGAGCUACUUUACAAAAUAGAUGAUACUGCUUUGUAGGAUUUCCUUCAA